CUGGGGAUAUGGGUACUUAAAUGAGUUACGCCUACGUAAAACCAUAUCCCCGUUAUUCCAACCUCUUGAAAGAUAAAGAACAGAGCAAGAACGACAUGGCAGUCUCCGAAGUGAUAAGCGACCAACCCUCUCUCAUCCCCCAAAAGAGGUCCGCCUCAAUACCCGACAGUGCCCCAAUUCCUAAAAAGCACAACACUACUACAAGGACGAUCAGAAAUAGAUCGGACAAGAAGAGAGAUGACUCCCCCGAGCCCAAAGAUUCGAAAUCGACUAAGAAUUCGACCGAAGGCGAAGUGUUCAGACGCCUUGAAGGGGUUCGAACGGAGAUGGCCACUAUUAGUUGGUAUAUGGAUCUUCCAGAGGCGCUUAAUAUCCCGGAAAUUCUUUUGGACGUUAGCAUCCCUAACAUGCCUGAAUGGCCGGAUCAGGACACGAUUGAUAAGUGGCUGGCGCAGAGACAUAGGAAGCCGGUUGAGGAUAAGAAGGACAAGCACGAUGAAGGGCCGGAGGAUAAGAAGGAGGGAAAAAAUGAAGAAGCAAAGGACGAGAAACUGAAGGACGAACCAACGAAGGAUGAUCAUGAAGAUGUUAUGCAGGAAGAGUAAUUAGGAUGCCCC
Aspergillus glaucus CBS 516.65 is the source of this 617-nucleotide messenger RNA. RefSeq lists its product as uncharacterized. Bases 21 to 605 code for a protein of 194 amino acids. Lineage: Eukaryota; Fungi; Ascomycota; Eurotiomycetes; Eurotiales; Aspergillaceae. The transcript has 2 exons. The record is from RefSeq and is a predicted model, not a curated record.